CGGACUAAAAAAACAAAAUUAAAAAAAGAAGAAGAAUUAUAAAGAAAUCAGAAUUAUAAGCCCCAAAUAGUAAAUCCCUUCUCCGACUGCGACUCCCUUCUAUCGCGUUCUUUUCUCCGGCACAUCCAAGUACGAUCGGCGGUUCCCCUUCCAGCAACUCUCCGCCAGAUUUUCCCACCUUUGACGGCAAUCAUCACCGUUUGACCACCCUCCUGCCCGGCGACCGGAAACCUAAUCCCUCGCAGCUUCUUCUCCGGCCACGUCUCCUACGCUCCAGCCUGCGCUUCAGCGUUGAAUUAAAUAAGCAGGAUUAAGCGUUUCCUGACACCAAUCAGCCAAGAUUCGAGUUGGUUUGAGUUGGAUUCAGUGGUGGGAUAAUUCAACUCACGGUGAUAUAUAUAGAACAGUUAAACAAGUACGAAGGGUUCAUUGUCUCCCAAAUUCUCUUAUUUUGUUGACCCUCGUGUUCACUUCAUAUUGACUGAGUUGGAGGUAGAGAAAUAUGCCUCAGAGACACUCAAAAAACAACAAUGAUCUAGCCUUCUUCACCUAUGAUGAGAAGCGGAAGCUUGGCUAUGGAACACAAAAAGAGAGACUUGGAAAGGACUCGAUCAAGCCCUUUGAUGUCUGUUGCCUAUGCUUGAAACCCUUCAUCGACCCCAUGUGUUGUCAAAAGGGUCACACGUUUUGUAAAGAAUGCAUUCUUGAGUGCCUUUUGUCACAGAAGAAAGAUAAUCAAAGGAAGCUUGCUGCAUAUACUGCUCAGCAGAAGCAAGAGAAGGAAGAAGCAGAAGAGAAACUGAUGCAACAGAAAGCUAGAGAGCUUGAUGCAUUUGAUCAGCAAAAUCACGGUGCUGUACCACAAUACAACGAUCGAAACCAGAGUCAGGAUAAAAAUGGUUUCCAUGGGGCAAAUAGUGUGAAGGUUACCUCUUACGAAGAAGAAGCACUUCGGACCAUGAAGGCAUUUUGGCUGCCUUCAGCCACACCAGAAGCUCCUGUUAAAGCAGGAGCCCCUCCAAGCAGUACAUUUUGUCCAGAAGGCAACGAGAAACUUAAGCUAAAGUCCCUUUUUUCAAUACAUUUCACAGAGGACAAUAGCGAGAAGAAGAAAUCAAAAUCAUAUGACGUUACAUACAUAUGCCCUAGUUGUAAGGUUACUCUAACAAACACAAUGGCUCUUGUGGCGCUAGGGACGUGUGGCCAUGUCUUCUGUAAGAAAUGUGCUGAUAAGUUUAUGGCAGUGGACAAAGUUUGCCUUGUCUGCAACAAAGGAUGUAAAGUAAGGGAUUUGGUGAAUUUAGAGAAAGGAGGCACAGGAUUUGCUGGCCACGGAGAUGCACUUGAAGCAAGAGACUUCAAGCAUUUGGGAAGCGGUUCUGGUUUGGGGCUGGUAAGGCCUGCCAUGAAGACUUAAGAGUAAGUCUUUGAUUAGGAAACUAUAACCACUUGCCUUGGCUACUUCAUGAUUGUGAUUUUCUUACAUAAAUCCCUUUUCCUUUUUUAUUUUCUUAACUAAUUAGUGUGUGGUCUUGUAAAAUGGAAAUAUCAAUAUUGAAUCUUUACGUUCUUUACGAAAAGAAAAAAGAAGUUUCUGUUGCUUUUAAA
Cucumis melo (muskmelon) is the source of this 1608-nucleotide messenger RNA. RefSeq names its product E3 ubiquitin-protein ligase CSU1-like. NCBI's taxonomy places the organism in Eukaryota, Viridiplantae, Streptophyta, Magnoliopsida, Cucurbitales, Cucurbitaceae. The transcript has 4 exons. Gene Ontology annotation, molecular function: ubiquitin protein ligase activity. The record is from RefSeq and is a predicted model, not a curated record. Gene Ontology annotation, cellular component: nucleus. Bases 503 to 1417 code for a protein of 304 amino acids.